UUUUUUUUUUUUUUCUUUUUGUGUAUUUUAAUGUCAUUUGUGGAUGUCGAUGGGGCAAAGGCAAAGCAGCAAAAGCAAAGGCAGUGGUGGAUUUAAUUGAUGCGAUUGCUAUUUCGUAUUCGUAUUCGGGCGACAGUUGUUGGUUGGGAGUCGAGUGUGUUUGUGGAAAUGUUUUGUCACUGAUAGUGACAAUUUCUUCUGUUAGUAUUUUUUUUUUUGCGAUUUUCAUUUUGAAUUCACAUUCUGCGUGUGUUCCGAAUCCGAAUCGGAUUUGUUGGCUCGUUUGAGAGUUUAUUUGCAUUGCACUUGUGAUGCCAGACGGAUGUGUUUGUGUGAUUUUUGUAUACAUAUUUUUCUGCGAAUUAUAAGAAAAUUAAAAAAAAACAAGUGUAUAUGAAUUAAAAAAAAUUGAAAUAAAAUUAUAAAAAAUAAUUUCAAAUGAAGAAUUGAAAUAAAAAUUUUGAAACAAAAAAAAUUGUGAAUUGCUUAGCAUAGAAUGGAUUCUGCAAUUGACACAUUAUCGACCACAAGUGAACACAGUGUCGCGUCCUCAAUAGACUCGGUUCAAGCUAUCAAUUGUGUAUCGCCGCGUGAAUUAGAAUCAUCGUCGUCUCUUGUCUCAUUGUCGACUAGCAAUACGACAACCAACAUGAACAAUCCGAACGAUAAACGUUCGAGUCCGCAUUAUACGCUUAACAAUAAUACCGCUGCAGCAAUGAAUCAAAUGUUAAUGCAACAACAACAGACACCUCCAAAUAAUGGAAGUAGUUCGGGUCCAACAAACGGUGGACCAAUACCAAAUCGAAAUCGUGCAUCAAGUUGUUCCCCGCCAUCAAUGUCAUCACCAUCGCGGCAUCCACAGCCGCCAAGUCCAGCGGCAGCUGCAGCCGCUGCUCUAAAUCACUCGAUGAUGCAGCAAAUGCAGCAACAUCAUCAGCAGCAUAGUCCACCGCCGAAUGGUGGCGGUUUGCCGGCGGGUAUGCCGCCGCGAAUGCCUCACGGUCUGCCACCGCAUAGUCUUGGGCUACUAAACUCUUUACAAAUGAUGCAUCAUGCAUCACCGUUGGAAUUGAUGGCGGCGGCACAUCAUCAUGUACCGCCGCGGUCAUAUAAUAGUCCACCGCCCAUAUCCACCUCCGAUCCGAGUGCGAAUGAGUGUAAAUUGGUGGAAUAUCGGGGACAAAAAGUGGCCGCGUUUAUAAUAUCCGGGGAAACUAUGUUAUGUUUGCCGCAAGCAUUUGAAUUAUUUCUUAAACAUUUAGUUGGUGGUUUGCAUACGGUUUAUACGAAAUUGAAGCGAUUAGAUAUUGUACCGUUAGUUUGUAAUGUCGAACAGGUGCGGAUAUUGCGUGGUCUGGGAGCGAUACAGCCGGGCGUUAAUCGGUGUAAGCUGUUGUGCUGCAAGGAUUUUGAUGUUCUGUAUAGGGACUGCACGACGGCGAGAUGCUUAUCAAUCAAGCCACCUGAGAGACCCUGGGAUGAUAACCACAAACGCUCUAGGCCGGGUAGACCGCCGAAAAGGGGACCAGUUGGAUUGUCUUUGCCGCCAACACAUCUAUCACAACAUCCGCAAUUGAAGAAACAUCGUUUGGACAAUGGAGACUAUGCAUAUGAAAAUGGACAUAUAAAUGACAUUUCGCGAUUGGAGAAAUCACCACUUCUGGCAAAUGGAUACAAUCCACCACCCAUCAAUCACAUGGCAUUCAUGCAGAUGAACCAUCACCCUGGUUCGGCGCUGAUGAGUCCCGGAAUGCCACCGCACGGCUUGCAUGGCCGACCCGACAGUCAAAUGUUGAAGGCGGCAGCACAGAGCGGCAUGUCGGCGGCAAGUAUGGAUGCGAUUGCACGAUCUGGUAUUUGGGAGAAUUGUCGGGCUGCGUAUGAAGACAUUGUCAAGCAUUUGGAAAGAAGCAAAAUUAAUUUCAGACUCCGGGAAGAGCGUACUGACGAUCGCCAGCAGAUCAGUGAUCAGAAGCCACGGGACUUGAGUUCUAGAAAUUGUUCGCCUAGUCGGCAAAGUCCUGUGUUGAAUUUGUCGAAAUCUGGAGGCGCCACCGAUCAUGGUAGCAAUUGUGAUGAUCGCAGCGAUCGGAGCGAUGAAGUGCACUCGCCACCGCCAUCGGUACGGGGCGAUGACGAGAAUCUGAGCGAUGAUAAUGGUUCGGAAGUUGACGAUCACAUAGCCAAGGAUGACGAUCUAAGCGAUAGUGAGCGUGACAUUUCAUCGGCGCAACAUCAAGCGAUAUCGGUUACUUCGAAUUCCGGCGAUCGUGAUCUGCAUCACUCCCAUUCACAUUCGCAUUCGUCGCAUUCACAUCACCAGCCGCAUCAUCAGCAAUCGUCAACACCGCAUCAUCAUCAUCAUCAUCACCAGCGGGCGUUAAAUUAUUCGACACUGGCAGCAACAGCUGCUGCUGCCGCAGUUGCGGCAAGUGGCGCUGGUGUCGUCCCUGGUGUUGGUGGUGGCGGCGGAAGUGCUGGUGUUGGUGUUGUUAGUGGUGGCGUCAGUAGCGGUGCGGGCAGUGCAACUGGCAGUACGACAAGCAUGGGCAAUGGUGGAAACGGUGUUGGCGGUGGAGUCGGUGGAGCUGUCGGUAGCGGCGGCAUUACACACAAUGAUGGACUGCCUCCGAACGAUUCGAUUGCUGGACUUGAGCAACAGUCGACAUCUUCUACAGAGACUCUGUUGCGGAAUAUACAGAGUCUGUUGAAGGUGGCCGCCGACAAUGCCCGACAGCAAGAACGACAAAUCAGUUAUGAGAAAGCUGAACUUAAAAUGGAUGUGAUGCGCGAACGAGAAGUCAAAGACUCUUUAGAAAGGCAAUUAGUCGAUGAGCGAAAAUUGAGAGUUUUAUAUCAAAAACGCUACCGACGUGAAAGAAAAAUGCGUAUACGCUAUCAACAGCAACUUGAUGGCAAACGAAAAGGACAAUCUGUGCAUGUGGACGAUCGUGAGGCAGCUAAGGGGCUAUUAGAUUCAAAUAAAAAUGGUCAAGAUAUCGACUGUAAAUCAAGUGAAAAGUCUGAUAAAUCAUCCACAAACGAUCGUCAUCGUCGUUCGGAGAGUCCUACAUUCAAACGUGAGCCAGUCGAACGUGAAACUCGUAGCAGUGCUGAACGAUUGGAUCGUGAACGCGAACGAGAACGUGAAAGAGAGCGUGAACGCGAACGUGAACGUGACCGUGAACAUGAUCGCAGUAGUGAACGUGAAGGUUCAGUAAAUCAUGUAUCACCUUUAUUGCCUCCAACAUCGCAGGCUGAUAGCGGACUGAUUGCACCAGGAAGUGGUAAAGCUCCAUGGAAUUAUCCAGGCAUUGAUUUGAUGGCUACUGGUGCAUUCUGGCAGAAUUAUUCUGAAACUCUCGCUCAAGAAAUCGAAAUGGAGCGUAAAUCCCGAGUUGCAAACUCCGAUCGCGAUGUAAAAAGCCCUCUGCAGGAGCGUCAGCAAUCCUAUUACAAAAAUUCUGUUCUCUUCGGUAGUGCUACUUAAUCCUGUUUGUAAGUCGUAAUUAAAAUGACCGAAAACAUCAUGAAAAAAAAAAACUGCUACCAUUGAUCUCAAGUGCAAUCCCCGAUAAAGGCCUUUGGCCCGGUGCCUAAAUAAAAGCUGCUUGGCUUGAUUUCUCUAUUAAAGAAAAAAGUAAUCGUUUCACGCUUGCAACAUCUGCCCCCCUUCUAUAUCGUCAUAAGCUGUAUCUAUAUUAUUAUAUUCUAGGAAUUAAGGGUACCUAUUACCUAUUAUACACACAUUAAAACACACGCGCGUCUUUCUCCAGUAUUUUGUAGUAUACGAGUUAUUGUAGGAAAAAAAAUAAAUAAACACAGAGAAAACACACACAAACCACAUUUACUUAAACAAAAAAUGUGCUUCAUAUAAAAAUGUUGCAGAAAAAAAAAUUAAUAAAAAUUAUCUCGUUUCUAAAAAAAAUACAUAAAUUCACACAAAAUUUAUUUUCAAAUGUAAAUAGUCACAGAAUUAAAAGUAAUAAAUAUUAAAUAUUUAUUUAAAUU
This is a messenger RNA of Episyrphus balteatus (marmalade hoverfly), 4011 nucleotides long. RefSeq lists its product as uncharacterized. The coding region runs from base 497 to 3490 and encodes 997 amino acids. Lineage: Eukaryota; Metazoa; Arthropoda; Insecta; Diptera; Syrphidae. The transcript has 12 exons. The record is from RefSeq and is a predicted model, not a curated record.